Molecule: messenger RNA, 6251 nt
Organism: Notolabrus celidotus (New Zealand spotty)
Lineage: Eukaryota; Metazoa; Chordata; Actinopteri; Labriformes; Labridae
Gene: clcn3
Product: chloride channel 3
Exons: 17
Coding region: 495-3131 (878 amino acids)
Biological process (GO): transmembrane transport; chloride transport
Cellular component (GO): Golgi apparatus; membrane; early endosome
Molecular function (GO): voltage-gated chloride channel activity
Source: RefSeq, a predicted model, not a curated record
CUUCCGGCCGCCAUCUUUGUUUACUUUCUGAAGCAGAAGCAGGUCCUGAACAGUUUUCACUUCUUCUUCACCAACAAAAACGGUCUUUUAUGUUCUAGCUGCGUGGAAACAUACUUUUGGAAUAUGGAAAUACCCUGAAAAACAUUGCUCCUGCGGGAUCUUCAGAGCAGCUCAGGAGCGUGUGACGAAAAAAAAAGCUUGACAGAUUUUCAAACAGUGACGAAAAAAGAGGAGUGGACAGGGUCUCAGGGUGGAGGGUCUGCUUUCUCCUGCUGCCUCUGCCUGCUGCUUGCUGGGAUGGGAAACAGGAAGUGAACGUCACUGACACACUAGGAAUGGGACUGAAAAAAGAAAACACCAUGAUGAUGAGGAGGAGAAUGUCAAAUCCACUCGUUUAGGAAACAGAAAUCAGCGUUUCCACUCAGGAAUAAAGGAUGCAUUGUCGUGCUCGAGCUGGAAUUGAGGCAUCAGGAAGGGCACUGGCGUGUUGCUAAAUGGAGUCGGAGCAGCUGUACCACAGAGGCUACUGCAGGAACAGCUACAACAGCAUCGCCAGCGCCAGCAGCGACGAGGAGCUGCUGGAUGGAGCCGGCGUCAUCAUGGACUUCCACACCACCGAGGAUGACAACCUGCUGGAUGGGGACGCUGCCUCCCCAGGGUCUAACUACGCCAUGUCUAACGGGGGCGGGGCACCCAGCAGCACCACCCACCUGCUGGACUUCCUAGAGGAGCCCAUCCCUGGUGUGGGGACCUACGACGACUUCCACACCAUCGACUGGGUGCGAGAGAAGUGCAAGGACCGAGAGAGGCAUCGUAAGAUUAACAGUAAGAAAAAGGAGUCGGCAUGGGAGUUCACAAAGAGCCUGUACGAUGCCUGGUCUGGAUGGCUGGUGGUGACGCUCACCGGCCUGGCCUCAGGUGCUUUGGCUGGCCUGAUUGACAUUGCUGCUGAUUGGAUGAACGACCUGAAGGAGGGCGUGUGUCUGAGCGCCAUGUGGUUCAACCACGAGCAGUGCUGCUGGACGUCCAACGAGACCACCUUUGCUGAGCGGGACAAGUGUCCUCAGUGGAAGAGCUGGGCUGAGCUCAUACUGGGGCAGGCGGAGGGUCCUGGCUCGUACAUCAUGAACUACUUCAUGUACAUCUACUGGGCUCUGUCCUUCGCCUUCCUGGCCGUCUGUCUGGUCAAGGUGUUCGCUCCGUACGCCUGCGGUUCAGGGAUCCCUGAGAUUAAGACCAUCCUGAGUGGGUUCAUCAUCAGGGGCUACCUGGGAAAGUGGACUCUGAUGAUAAAGACUAUCACUCUGGUCCUGGCCGUGGCGUCGGGCCUCAGUCUGGGAAAGGAGGGCCCACUGGUCCACGUGGCCUGCUGCUGUGGGAACAUCUUCUCUUAUCUGUUCCCCAAGUACAGCAAGAACGAGGCCAAGAAACGAGAGGUUCUCUCUGCAGCCUCAGCGGCAGGAGUUUCUGUUGCUUUCGGCGCCCCGAUUGGAGGAGUUCUGUUCAGCCUUGAAGAGGUGAGCUACUACUUCCCUCUCAAGACGCUGUGGCGCUCCUUCUUCGCCGCCCUUGUAGCAGCCUUCGUCCUGCGUUCCAUAAACCCGUUCGGUAACAGCCGCUUGGUCUUGUUCUAUGUGGAGUACCACACGCCGUGGUACCUGUUCGAGCUCAUCCCAUUCAUCCUGCUGGGAGUGUUUGGAGGUCUCUGGGGCGCCUUCUUUAUCAAAGCCAACAUCGGGUGGUGUAGACGGCGCAAGUCCACGCGCUUUGGAAAGUACCCGGUGUUGGAGGUGAUCUUGGUGGCAGCCAUCACCGCCGUGGUCGCCUUCCCAAACCCGUACACGCGUCAGAACACGAGCGAGCUGAUAAAGGAGCUGUUCACAGACUGCGGCCCGCUGGAGUCCUCUCAGCUCUGUCAGUACCGCAGCCAAAUGAACGGCAGCAAAGCCUUCAGCGACAACCCCAACCGACCAGCCGGGCCCGGAGUCUACGCCGCCAUGUGGCAGCUCUGCCUGGCACUUAUAUUCAAAAUCAUCAUGACUAUAUUCACCUUUGGACUCAAGGUGCCGUCGGGUUUGUUCAUCCCCAGCAUGGCCAUCGGAGCGAUCGCAGGGCGGAUCGUCGGCAUCGCCAUGGAGCAGCUCGCUUAUUAUCACCAUGACUGGUUCCUGUUCAAGGAGUGGUGCGAGGUGGGGGCGGACUGCAUCACCCCGGGGCUCUACGCCAUGGUGGGGGCCGCUGCAUGUUUAGGCGGUGUGACCCGCAUGACCGUCUCCCUCGUCGUCAUCGUCUUCGAGCUGACCGGCGGCCUAGAGUACAUCGUCCCCCUCAUGGCCGCGGUCAUGACCAGCAAAUGGGUCGGCGACGCAUUCGGCCGAGAGGGCAUCUACGAGUCGCACAUCCGCCUCAAUGGCUACCCCUUCCUGGACGCUAAAGAGGAGUUCACGCACACCACGCUGGCUCGAGAGGUGAUGAGGCCCCGACGUAGCGACCCGCCGUUAGCGGUGCUGACGCAGGACGACCUGACGGUGGAGGACCUGCAGGCCGUCAUCAAUGAGACCAGUUUUAACGGGUUCCCUGUGAUAGUGUCCAAGGAGUCUCAGAGACUGGUGGGAUUCGCUCUGCGCAGGGACAUCACCAUCGCUAUAGAAAACGCCCGUCGAAAGCAGGAGGGCAUCAUGUUGAACUCCCGGGUUUACUUCACCCAGCACGCUCCCACCCUGCCGGCCGACAGCCCCCGGCCCCUCAAGCUGCGCUCCAUCCUGGACAUGAGCCCCUUCACCGUCACCGACCACACCCCCAUGGAGAUCGUGGUGGACAUCUUCAGGAAGAUGGGCCUUCGUCAGUGCCUGGUCACUCACAACGGGAUUGUGUUGGGCAUCAUCACAAAGAAGAAUAUUUUAGAGCAUCUGGAGGAGCUCAAGCAGCAAGAGGAGCCCUUGGCGGCUUCUUGGUAUUAUCACAAAAAAAGAUAUCCUCCGUCACAUGGCUCAAAUGGCAAACAAAGACCCCGAGUCCAUCAUGUUCAACUGAUCCGCUCCUUCCAGGACGGCUGGGGGGGAGGGGGAGACGGCGGCGAAGACGAGGAUGAGGAGGAGGUGGUGCGCCUCCUGGACGGCUCCAACCUCUGACACUCGGACCUUUUGUUCUUUCUUUCCUUUAUUUGAGCUUAUUAGACCCUGAACCUCGCCGACUGAGAGACUAACCGGCCACGAGACGGGAAAAGACUUGAUACAAAACUUUAUAUCAAUCCGGCUGCUGAGGACACACAGGGGGUCACACACAUGAGGAAUGCACUUUUUACCUAAACACUCGCAAAAAUCACACACUUUUGCACCUGCAGACUCUAAAGACAUGCAUGCUCUCUCUCCACACACACACACACACACACACACACACACACACACACACACACACACACACACACACACACACACACACACACAACCUGAACCUGUACAGACACACACACACACACCCAUCUUUUGCACUCUUCAUGUGCCUCACCCUUUGUCCGCUUCCCGCAGAGGUCAAGGUAGAAGUCGCCUGGCCGGGGGUCAAAGGUCAGAAUGAACCGCUGAUGAAGGACGCGAUGAGGGACCUUAAACCUCCAGGCUUCAGUUUAAAAAAAAAACAACUCACUGUCGUCCAACCCCUGCACACACACACACACACACACACACACACACACACACACACACACACACACACACACACACACACACACACACCAGCCCCGUCCGUCCUGCAGAGAAAUACAUUGUUUACCUGUGAAUUAGGUGUCGAGUGUGUGUGUGUGUGUGUGUGUGUGUGUGUGUGUGUGUGUGUGUGUGUGUGUGUGUGUGUGUGUGUGUGUGUGUGUGUGUGUGUGUGUCCUUCACAUCACUACAUUCCAGCCAUGUUAUCAUGGCAAGUGAGAGGAAGUGCAUCUCCUACUCUGCAAAAACAUGGCAGCAGCAUAUCAUGAUCGCAUGGCUGUACGUGUGUGUGUGCGUGUGUGUCUGUGUGUGCGUGUGUGUGUGGGAGGUAGAGACAUAGAUGGGUACUGUAUUCAAGAACAAACAUUUUCUGACUCCUCUCAGAGGGAAAAAACGUGGAAAGAGAACGACCUUUUGUGUGUGUGUUUUCAUUUCUGAGCCAGCUUCAGCUGUGUGUGUGUGUGUGUGUGUGUGUGUGUGUGUGUGUGUGCUUGAGUGUGUGCGUGUGUGUCAGUGCUGUCGAUUCAUUCAUACUGAAGGCAGGUCGAGUGUGUACAUAAAACAAGAAGUAAGGAGAAAGUGUCCGAGUUGAGUUCUUCUGUUCGAUCUGUUACUGAGGAGAAAGAUUCCUUUCUUCCUCUCCAUCUUUCUCUGAUUUCUUUAGAUCUUAGAGCUCAGACUUCACUCACUUGGCUCUCUGUGGUGUGAAACCAAAACUAAACUGGAAAUCUUCUCCUUUUUUCCUUUCCUUUGAAAUCUGUUUUCUUUGAAGUUAAAAAGUCUCUUUUUCUUUAAACCCUUACAAACACUGUUCAACACUCCUUCCAUUUCAAAAAAGAGGAACCUAUUACACAACAAAAAACACAUUUCCCUUCAUCAAAAAGCCCCAAGAAACAAAGUGAAAAAAAUACUUCCUCUUUUGAGUGUCGUCCACAUCACACUUUCAUGUUUGCCAACUGAAUUCAAGCAUUUUAUAUAUUUUUGUUUUAAUCUGCAUUGUGUGCCAGAUUAGUGGAAAUUAACGAGUCAUGUGAUUAGUAUUUAGUAAAACAAAGGAAAAACAAAGAAAAAAGAUAAUUAAACAUUAAAACAAACACUAACAGCUACAAAAAAAAUGAAUGACAAUAUUUGUGAAUAUUACAAAAUUAAUACUUUUAAUGUUUUCAUGACUUUUGGUCAGACUUUCCUCUCUAAAAAGCUUGAGUUGUUUGUUAACCAGUCCUAAAUACAAACACAAAAGGUGCAUUUCGACCAAGAGUUCCGGGGUCUUUUAGCCCCCAGAACUAAAAGGUUCCUGUGCCCCCAUUGUUGUCUGCGUUUCGACCGCGAGCUGAAGUGGUAGAUUGUGCAAAUCUGGCCAGUGACGUAUAAUAAAAAAAUGAUAUUAAAUAAUAUUUUGAAAUCAUAAUAAAAAACUAAACUAGUUUGCAUUCCCAGGAACUCCCUCUGUGUUUCAACAGCUGUGUAAACUCCACAAACACCGUUACGUUCAACCGAAAGUCCCAGGACCUUUGAAAAGUACUAACCCCAAGCAGGGGCUUUUCAGGGGGGGAGAUUAACUACCCUUGAACUAAAUUUAGACCCUGGUUCCUCCGGUCGAAACGCACGUAAUUCAGGGGUAAAGUCCCUAGAUCAGGGUAAAGUUCCUGCGGUCGAAAAACGCCUAAAACAAGACAAUCUCCCAACCAGGAUGUUCAGAUGUUACCUGCACCACAUGGACUAUUAAGACAACACCCCCCCUCAUUGGCCAACACUAAGUUUUAGUAAAGUGGACUACUAUCUACUUUGUCUACGGCGGCCAUCUUGUUUGUUUACUUUAACUCCUCAAUGGUGACUGAACCCUCCCCAGUGGCUCGACUUCAACUGAGUCUGAGAAUCAGUCCAAACAGGACAAAGACCAGAUGUUUGUAGAGGAGCGAAUAAUCUGGUUUCCACACUAAAAGCCAAAAGAAGUAAAUUUUGUAUUAAAGAACAUUUGUUUUUCCUAACUAUUGAGCCUUGCCACAUCUGCCAAGUGCCUGGCAAAGUUAUUUUUAGGCUUUUUACAUGAAUAUUUAAUCCUCUAACCUAAAAGAAACUCCCAUCCACUUUCCCUCUUUGUCCCGAGAACAACACGUCGUUAAGGGUGAACAGUGAAGGGAAAUGUUGUGACUGAAAGACGCUGGACAAACAGUAGCACCUUACCUGUAGAGUGACGGCAGUGAUCUAUGUGUGUGUGUGUGUGUGUGUGUGUGUGUGUGUGUGUGUGUGUGUGAGUGUGUGUGUAUGAGGUCGGGUUUAUCCUGUGUACUCGUUUCGUUGCAGUGACUGCUCCUGCAGGGCGUCGUCUGUGUUAACAGUGGUGUUGCCUAACAUUGUGUUUCAUACUGAUCUCGAUGUUUUAUUUUGUUUUUGUUUUUUUUUAUUUAUGGGUAGUGUCGAUAGAGUUGUGCAUUAUUAUGAAGAAAUUUUAUGUAUGAUUACAUGAUUGUUUGAUUGUACAUUUAAAACAAAAUAUGUAAAGAUUAAAUUUUGUUUUAAAUUAAAAGGAAAAAAGGAUUCAAGUUGCACAGA